Arabis nemorensis is the source of this 207-nucleotide messenger RNA. NCBI's taxonomy places the organism in Eukaryota, Viridiplantae, Streptophyta, Magnoliopsida, Brassicales, Brassicaceae. The record is from the annotation of a GenBank genome assembly.
AUGUUGAAACCUCUGAUCCAUACUUUGAUCCGAGUGGACCAACUGGGACGCCAACAGCUCAAGUACAUCACCAUCCUCCGCAUGCUUUGUAUUACCAGAGGCAACGAUGGCGAAAGAGAGCCUCUUGGUCUGAGAAAUGGGUCUGACGUUGUUCCAGAGAUGUUGAUUCAUAGAACGGAGAACGUACUUCCAUCGACAAACGCCUAA